AUGAAUGUUGGAGUGUGUUCAUGUGAAAGAUUGAAAUCUCUGUUCCAAUUGCCAGGUGCUAGCAAUCUGAAGGAGCUUGAAACGAUUGACAUGCAAAAGUGCAGGGACUUGGACGAGUUUUUUGUUGGCCUAGAAGGAAGGGGCAAUGGAGAACAAACUAAUGAUCAGAUCAACUUCCCUAAUUUGAUUGUCUUGAAUCUUAAAGAUCUAUCAAGCCUCGUGGCAAUCAGGCGAAAUAAUUAUGACAUGAACUUUCCUCAAUUGAUCACAUUGAAGCUCCAAAAGCUGCCACAACUCAUCAGUCUGAUCUAUCCAAAUAGUUCAGCUCCAAAAACUGGCUCUAGUAUACUACAUUUAGUUGGCCCCCAAGCCACAUUAACUUUGCAGGUAAAAUACUUUGGUGAGCUACAAUAUAUGGUGGUGGAUGGAUGCAAAACUAUCUGCCAAAACUUUCUUGCAUUUCAUAACUUAAUAGAGCUUCAAAUUGAGAGCUAUUCCACAUUGAGGUUUGUGUUCCCACUGUCCAUAGUUAAAGGUCUAAUGAAAUUAGAAUCCAUGUAUAUCAGCAAGUGCUCUUGGAUGAAAGACAUCAUCUUGUAUGAAGGAGGCGGAGAUGGAGAGGUAACCAACAAACUUGUUUUCCAAGUAAAGCUUCUCCAUCUUAAGGAUUUAGGUUACCUCGCAACAAUUUGUCCUGCUGCUUGUAGUGUUGACUGCCCAUUGUUGAAAACCCUGGUGCUCACCGGUUGCCGCAACAUGACCUUCGGAACCAAAAGAAGUGGCCAGACGCAUUUCUUCACUGAAAAGGAGACUCUGCAGAAGGCUGAUGAGAUAUUUGGGACAAAGAAUAAGGGACCUAUACACUAUAUUGGAAGGAUUGAUCAGUCAUAA
This is a messenger RNA of Rosa rugosa (rugosa rose), 891 nucleotides long. RefSeq lists its product as uncharacterized. NCBI's taxonomy places the organism in Eukaryota, Viridiplantae, Streptophyta, Magnoliopsida, Rosales, Rosaceae. The transcript has 4 exons. The record is from RefSeq and is a predicted model, not a curated record. Bases 1 to 891 code for a protein of 296 amino acids.